This is a messenger RNA of Vigna radiata var. radiata (mung bean), 1735 nucleotides long. RefSeq lists its product as uncharacterized. The record is from RefSeq and is a predicted model, not a curated record. The transcript has a single exon. Lineage: Eukaryota; Viridiplantae; Streptophyta; Magnoliopsida; Fabales; Fabaceae. The annotation marks the transcript as partial.
GCACCAGCAUGAGCACGAAGAGGACGCCGACGUCCCCGAGGCCCACGGAACCCCUCCACGUCCAUCGGCGGGGACCAGCCAAGGGUCCGGUGACGGAGCGCCUUCGCUGCCUCCCGAUUCUCCUCCGCUCCAUGUGAAUCCAUCAACGACUCAAUCGCGUCGCCGAGACUGCUGCCCCUACUGCAGCGUCCCGGUUACGAAUUUCCUUCGGCACCUCCGGCGGAAGCACAUGGGAGAACCCGCCGUGAGGAGGCUAUUCGCGAUCGCGUACCCCGAUGACCCGAAGCGGCAACGCCGAGAGAGGGCCAUCAUUGGGGAAACCAUCAGAUCCCGUGGCAACUUCGAACACAACGUCUCCCUCAGGAGCACGGACGCCGAUUUCUUCCCGGCGCGGCGGGGCGCCGACUCGGUAGGCGCCCGAUCCAUGCCAAAUUUUAAGGUAUGUGAAAAUUGCCGCCGAUGGUAUCGACGCCGCACGUUUCGACGCCACGUCAGCCGAUGCCUGCGCCUGCAACCCGAAAGGAGGGAAGACGAGCUGCCGACGAUGGAGCGACGGCCGAGUCAGGCCGGCUCGACGCGCCAAGUGCCGCGGGGACUCGUAGUCCACGCAGGUCACGUGAACAGCGCUAGGAGGCUGGAGGAAACCCUGGCGCCGCACUUGCGCCCCGGUCCCGUAACCGAAGCCGGCCUAAGGGACCAUGUCAUCGUGGGGAUGGUGGAUCGCUUCUACGAGGGACACCGCCAGCCUCACCAUCGGCCCGCCGUCUCCCGCAGGCUGCGAGAUGCCGCCGCACUGCUAUUAGCGUGCCGCCGCGCCGACCCCGGCAUCCGGACCAUGUCGGACUGCCUCCGGCCCGGCGCAUUCCCGACCGUCCUCGAGGCCGCCCGCCAAAUGUCGGGUUACGACGUGGACUCCGGGGACGUCAGGGUGGUCGGCAUGCCCGCCCGCUUGAGAUGCGUACUUCGCGAAUGCCUCUCCUUCCGUCAUGCGGAGGUCCUCCAGAGUCGCCACGUCUCCGAGGCGGAACGCGAGCGUGUCCGCACGGAGACUGGCGACUACCAGAUCCUGUUGUCAGCCUCCUGGAGGGACCUAUUGAUGACCAACGCCAGACGAGCUCAAGCGGUGCGGCGCAUCGACAACCCGCCCCCGUUGCCCGACGAAGAAGACGUCGCCGCAGUGUUAGCCGCCGCUCGGAAUGAGGAGGAGGUGUACUCCUACGCUCUCCGCCUCCAGCCGAGCGUGUGCGAUUUCGACCGGCUCUGCCGAGCCCUUAUCGCUAGUCUCACGGUUUUCAACCGUCGCAGGGCCGGCGAGGUCGCACGCGCUCGGCUGGCGCAGUUUAGAAACCGACCUGACCCGGACGAUAUUCCGCCGGAGGCGUUGGAGCGCCUCCCUCAUGCCGAGCGGGAGAGCAUACAGAGAUACCGCGUCUUCUACGUGCACGGGAAACGGGGGCGGCGCGUGCCCGUCCUCCUGACGGCCCGUAACGUCGAGAGCAUUGAGCUCCUCGUCCGAUGUAGGUACACCCUCGGGAUCGUCACCGAGCCGUCGGACGGGGAGCUCUUAUUCCCGCGGAACGGGCAGCCCGGCGUCCCGUACGACGCGGCGCGGAUCCUACGCGACCUCAGAUCGAGGCUACCUCUGAUCCGGCCGACCGCGCUGACAACUCUGCAGCUCCGUCAGCAGCUGGGCACUCUGACCUCUAUCGUGGGGAGCGAGGCGCUGACCCAACAG